Molecule: messenger RNA, 564 nt
Organism: Penicilliopsis zonata CBS 506.65
Lineage: Eukaryota; Fungi; Ascomycota; Eurotiomycetes; Eurotiales; Aspergillaceae
Exons: 2
Coding region: 1-564 (187 amino acids)
Source: RefSeq, a predicted model, not a curated record
AUGGCCAGCGUCACCGGACGCUGGAUAAAUACCAUCGCGAUGGAGAUAAAUAAAGUCACAGAGCUACUGGAUUUGCCCCAGUUUACUGACUAUCAGACCGGCAAAGAUAACCCCAUCGGUUGUAGCAUUAAUGCUUAUCCAGACAUAAUCCUCGUGAAAAGGGGGAUUACCACGGUCCUGGUAGGAGAAUUCAAGACUCCCUGGUCCACUGACCUCAGCGACAUCAACGGCAAUACGGGCUUUCAAUCCCCAGCCCUCUAUCAUACCCAGGGCUCUCUUCCAGCCAGGGGUAAUGCUCCGCCGCGCAUUAGUGUCAUAGAGGCCUUGCUAUAUAUGGCAUAUCUGGGAGGCGGUGGCCAGCGCGAUGCUUACUAUCAUGGCCCGAAGAAGCUUUAUGCGAGUACAACCCUUGUUUUGACAUUGACCUUGCUGACUGGCUAUGCAGCGGCCAAUGUAAGCAUUCCUGGCCUUCCAGGGAACCGCGGAACAGACGAUAUGGCUCAUUCUAUUUCUUGCCAAGAAAUGACGACGCAGAUGUUUGAUUGCCGUCCCAUAGUGAAGUAG